This is a messenger RNA of Pteropus alecto (black flying fox), 904 nucleotides long. RefSeq names its product glutathione peroxidase 1 (gene GPX1). The record is from RefSeq and is a predicted model, not a curated record. The transcript is spliced from 2 exons. Gene Ontology annotation, biological process: response to selenium ion; response to hydrogen peroxide; hydrogen peroxide catabolic process. Gene Ontology annotation, molecular function: glutathione peroxidase activity. Gene Ontology annotation, cellular component: mitochondrion; cytosol. NCBI's taxonomy places the organism in Eukaryota, Metazoa, Chordata, Mammalia, Chiroptera, Pteropodidae.
UAUUGGCCCCUAUUAGAAAGCGCACCCCGGGCCCCCUGGUGUCUGUCUCACCAGUGCUUCCCCUCUUCCACGACAUGUGCGCCGCUCAGCUGACGGCGGCCGCGGCGGCCGCGCAGGCGGCUGCGGCCCCGGGCUCCGUGUAUGCCUACUCCGCGCGCCCGCUGGCGGGCGGGGAGCCCGUGAGCCUGGGCUCCCUGCGGGGCAAGGUGCUGCUCAUUGAGAAUGUGGCGUCGCUCUGAGGCACAACGGUCCGGGACUACACCCAGAUGAACGAGCUGCAGCGGCGCCUCGGGCCCCGGGGUCUGGUGGUGCUCGGCUUCCCGUGCAACCAGUUCGGGCAUCAGGAAAACACCAAAAACGAAGAGAUCCUGAAUUCUCUCAAGUACGUCCGACCUGGCGGCGGGUUCGAGCCCAACUUCACGCUCUUCGAGAAGUGCGACGUGAACGGCGCACAGGCGCACCCGCUCUUCACCUUCUUGAGGGAGGCUCUGCCGGCGCCCAGUGACGACACCACCGCGCUAAUGACCGAUCCCAAGUUCAUCAUCUGGUCUCCGGUAUGCCGCAACGACAUUGCCUGGAACUUCGAGAAGUUCCUGGUGGGCCGGGACGGCGUUCCUGUGCGCAGAUACAGCCGCCGCUUCCCGACCAUCGACAUCGAGCCCGACAUCGAAGCCCUGCUGUCCCAGGGGCCUAGCAGUGCCUAGGGCACCCCUGCUGCCUCUGCUUCUUGGCAGACACAGCGCUGCCCUCCGGGGGUUUUAUCCAUGAUGGUGUUUCCGCUAAACCUGCAAGGAGGUACACCUGAUGUCCAGGAAAAUCCCCUGGGGUGGGCGCUGGGCCUGACCAUCACAGCCUCUCCCUCCCACACCGCCACCCCUCUCAAUAAAGUGUCCUGUCAGCAGAA